AUGCAGCAAGAUGUGCAGAUACCCUUCAAAAGGCAGCACAAGACACCUUGUCACAUACGCGACGGCUGCAGCAUGCGACCCUGCGUCAAGCACAGUGGUGCAGGGCCGUCCGACUGUUUUCAGCCUAGCCCUAUUACAAUCAUAGCACUAUUCACAACUCUAUUGAAGUUUGCCUUCAUGAACCGAAACGACAAGAACAACGAUUCUAGUGCUACGGCAACACGAACGUUGCCGGCGAAGACCGAUUACACACUGAAGGGACGACUAUCAAACGAACAAUUGGAUCGCAACUUUUGGAGGCACGUGGAUGUUGUUAAGGCGCUCGUCUCACAGCAUUCGCAGAUGAGGGAUCACAAGCUGUGCGCCAAGUGGCUAAGUAUUCUGUGGCGCACCUCCAUGGAGGAGAAGUUUGCGCGCAACUGUCUGAUUGUGCUGAUGAUGACGCAGCUCAAGAGGGAUAAUGUGCUCUCCUUUCCCUUCAACGUCGUCAGCAAUUUCAAACGGGAUGUGCGUUGUGUGCUCAAAGAUUACAACCAUCGCCAAAGGCGAGAGGGAACCGAAGCUCGCAUGGAGCUAGUUGCCAGUCCGUUGGAGGUGCGGGUACCGGAGCCCUCAACGGCUAGCUCGGAGGUGGUUCCGGCCUAUAUGAAAAAACGUGAAAGUGAAAUGGAAAUCAAUUUGAAUGACGAUGUCGUCACCAUAAAGAUUGAGCCCGGCAAACGGACAAUGACCAUACAACAAAAGGAUUCGCGAGCAUCAUGCGCUUCCGUUGCUCCUCAAGCAGCACGAGCUGAGCGUGUUCUUCAGGAACGAGACCUCAAAAUGCAGAUGAUCGAGCGACGCAAGACCGAGGAACGAGAGCAGCGCAUCAAACGGGAACGGAAGCGGGAACUGCAGCGGAGAACUGAAGUUCAAGACAGGCGCUUUGAGGAUCUGCAGCUGCAGAAAGGACGCAUCCGUAACGAGAGGGAGCAUAACGAGAUGCUGAUCAAGGUGCAACAGCGACGCGAGGAGGAGCGCCUUCGUCUUGAGCGCCGAAAGUCUGAGCAACAAGUAGGACGAGCUGGAGUUUCUUGGGAUCAGCAGAUGCAGCGUCAAGAGGAAGAGCUCAAGAGGCGCCGCAAGGAGGAAAGAAGACGACAGAGGAUUGCUACGAUUAACAAGAGUGAAACAACUACCCGAGACAGGCGAAGAAACUCCGUCUGUGAAGAGAUCAUGAAGAGACGCAAGCAACUUAAAAACUCGGAGCAACGAAUUCAGGAUAUUAGCAUUGGAGUCAUGGAACGGGAUUCUCAAGAGAAGCUUCGGCAAAUGAAAAUUCUAAUGAGGCAACAACGAAUCGCGGAACUCGAUAGGAAAGAGCGCAACUUGACUGCAGAGUUGGGCAAGCUCCUGAGAGAACAAGAAGAACGCGAUCGUCAGCGAUCUGAAUGCGAUAAAUAUAAGGGAUCUGAAUUGAUGAAUGAAUUGGAAAUGUUUGAAGCGCAACGUGAAAAACGCAGAAAAGAUGCCGAGCGCGAUGCCGAAGAACUGAGGAACAUUGAUGAGCGUCUGAAGACAGUGGAGCGCAGAAGACUGAGACAUCAACGCGAAGAAGAGUUACUUAAAAGAGAGCGAGACGAACUCGAGAAGCUCAUAGGGAACAAUGUAGAUCGGCAAGAGUUGGAAGCUAGACAAACGGAAGAGGAACUUGAAAGUCACAAAGUCGAGAAGAUAGAAAUAAAAAGAAAAGAUGAAGCAACAAAGCAGCGAAGAGGAGAACUUGAAAUAGAGAAGAUAGCAAGGGAAAAGGAAAAAGCGGAACGCACCAUGGAAGAGCAAAUUGGACGAAAAGAAAAAUUAUGCAACGAUGGUUAUUCGCUAAUAAAUACUCAAUGGAAAAACCCCGCGGUGGUCCGCAAGACCAGUAAGAAUGUAUGGCAGGAAUGGAAAGAGAAAUCGGUGCCAAUAACUAGACAACAGCAGCAAAUGGAGAAGCGAGAGCAGCAGCAAGAGGAACGAAUAGAGAAUCCUUCAGAGACUGCUCUAGAUCAGUUGUCUAGGGUGCAAAAUGAAUCCGUCUUUCAAGUGCCAUCGCACCAAGAGCGCUUCAAUCGACAGGUAUCGGAGCAGCUCAGUAGAUUGAAGGUUUGCCAGCGGACGGUCGUCGAGAUUGUAGCGCUGAAGAAGCAGUUGAAGAAAGAGAUCAGAGCACGUAACAAGAUGCUGCAAUGGCUGCAUGCGCCAGGCAAUGAAGAUCUGAAUACCGCACGGGUGGAGGCGGGCCUCGAUGCAUUGCUAUCGUCGGCUACCAAGAAUAGUUCCACCUCAGAUCUGUCGUGCUGUGGCUGUAAUGGAUUAUCAUCGGAUAUGGAUGAGGUGGGAGUUUCUAAUAUCGACAUAAAAGCCCAGUCGAAGGUGUUGCACAAGAAUGCAAAUGAGGAGGAGAUGCAGCCGCAGUCAAAGCUGUUCUUUAAUCCACCGAUCUCGAAGGUUUUCGCUAUGUCCUCAAAGAAAUCAAACGAAGAGCCAGUAGCAAUCAGUUCAGGAAGACUCUCUGAUGUGACUGAAGCACCUUCGCUCAGCUUUCAUUGGCGUUCCAAAGCACGGCAGCAUAAUUAUAACAACAUUCCCGCUCGGAAUUUCUCAAGUAGCGAUCAUUGUGGGAUAAGGACUGAUAAAAUGAAUGAAGAACCUACCCCUCCGGAGCUCUCAAGGGGUGAACACCGGGUGCGUUUCCUGGAUCCGAAAGAAGACGAGGAGCCAACGAUAGGUGAAACUAGUAAAGAAUCUGUGUGCAGCUGUCGACGUCGUUGCGAAGAGCAUCCGGAUAAUACCGAAGUCAGGGAGGAGCCCAAGCCGGAAUCUCCGGUAGUUAAAGCAAAGCACGCAAAGCGACAAUCAGCUGGAGAACAGGUGCGUCAAUAUGUGGAAAAAUACCAACAACUGCUCACCGAUUUAACCCCAGCGAAGCAAACUGCUAAGGAGGUGAAUAAAGCACGCACUUUUGAGCUCGUUAAGAUAUUCCUGAGCCAACAGAACGAAGAGCAAAAGAAUCGCGAGGAAGAUAAGCGCCGGCGACAACAACAGCGCCAAUUGUCCAGUCGAAUUUGUGCAAAUCGAGUGCGUCAGACGAUCGCUGAAUUGCAGCGUCGGAUGUGCGGCGAUUAUACAAAAAAAGAUCAAGAACCGAUUUGCGAUAAUGCAGAACUCUUGGCGAAUUGCAACAGACGACGAAAACUAGUAUUAACGAAAUCGAACUCAUCGAUGGAGCUGCGGCAUAUGAAUUACUUACGAUUGUACCAAAGCUGUAUGAAACGCUCUUGGGCCUCAGUCGAGAGUUUGUUUCACACAACCGCUGCCUCGGCGACUGAUUGUCGAGUUUGUGAAGGGAAGACAGCGAGCGAGGAGCAGGAAAUGGAAAGUGAUCACUCAAGUGUUGAGACGCUGAUCGGAGAUGAUGAGGUUGAGGAGAAACAAGUUCGCAAGACGUUCAGUGCAAUGAAAAAAAGGACCCAACGACGUUUGAUCCGUUCGUGGAGUAAGCAUCUACUUGAUGUGUCCCUAAAGCAAUUGGACAAAUCAAAGACAGAGCAUCAGCAAUUGCAGAUGGUGAAACGCAAAUUGCGAGUGAUGAUGCAAUAUGGACAACCGAGGAUCUAUCGUCCCAUGAUGCGCACGGCAUUCGCAAUGUUAAAGUGA
Drosophila sulfurigaster albostrigata is the source of this 3681-nucleotide messenger RNA. RefSeq names its product trichohyalin-like. The transcript is spliced from 2 exons. The record is from RefSeq and is a predicted model, not a curated record. Lineage: Eukaryota; Metazoa; Arthropoda; Insecta; Diptera; Drosophilidae. Bases 1 to 3681 code for a protein of 1226 amino acids.